AUGCCAGACUAUGACCUUCACUACCUUAUGGCAACGAAUUUGGAGCCCUUACCCGAGGAGGCAACUUUAUCAACACCUAACGAGCAUGUACUGAUGCAGCUAGCGGUUAAAACACUCGCCUCUCUAUGUAAAGAAUUUGUCAUGCUACCCUCCACUUCUGGACCGAUGGGACCAGUCGCAACGCUUCCAGAGCCCAGAACUUUGCUACCACGUGAAAAGCCUCUCCCAGAAGAAAAGCCCUUGACGACGUGGGAGAAGUUUGCUAAAGAGAAAGGUAUUAAGAAGCGAUCCCGGUCUCAAAAGGUCUUUGACGAAAAGACAGGUGAGUAUCGCCCACGCUAUGGAUAUAGGCGGCGCACAGAUAAUACCAUAGAGUUCGAUCCUAUUGUCCCUGCGAAGCCUGGUGUUGACGACUACACCGGCGCAGAAGAUCCUUUCACACGUGCACGCAGAGAGAAGAAGGAGCGUGUCGCGAAGAACAAGGCGCAACAGGCAGCAAACAUAAAGCGCGCCCGUGCAGUCAAGAAGUAG
Messenger RNA from Giardia duodenalis, 531 nucleotides. Its product is annotated as Ribosome biogenesis regulatory protein (RRS1). The transcript has a single exon. The record is from RefSeq and is a predicted model, not a curated record. Bases 1 to 531 code for a protein of 176 amino acids. Gene Ontology annotation, cellular component: preribosome, large subunit precursor; nucleus; nucleolus. Lineage: Eukaryota; Fornicata; Diplomonadida; Hexamitidae. Gene Ontology annotation, biological process: endonucleolytic cleavage in ITS1 to separate SSU-rRNA from 5.8S rRNA and LSU-rRNA from tricistronic rRNA transcript (SSU-rRNA, 5.8S rRNA, LSU-rRNA); ribosomal large subunit biogenesis; ribosomal large subunit export from nucleus. Gene Ontology annotation, molecular function: protein binding.